This is a messenger RNA of Suillus subaureus, 654 nucleotides long. RefSeq lists its product as uncharacterized. Bases 1 to 654 code for a protein of 217 amino acids. The transcript has 3 exons. NCBI's taxonomy places the organism in Eukaryota, Fungi, Basidiomycota, Agaricomycetes, Boletales, Suillaceae. The record is from RefSeq and is a predicted model, not a curated record.
AUGGAAAAUCCCCCACGAAACUCUUUGCAUCUCCUUCCCAUCAUGGGCAGUACCUACAUGAGCAAAUGUCUCAGAAACACAUUCCAUAUGCUUUCCAUCCAGCUCUGCUGGAGCUUUGAUUUGCAGCUCAUGUAUCAGGACAAGGAUCUAGGCCAGAGUUCACGGCUGAAGAAAUCUGUCAGGUCAAAGUGGGAGGAAAUAAUUUCUAAGGGCUUCUCGAAUUUGAGCCUCACAACAUUGUACCAACUGUUUAAAUCAAAGCUUGCUGGCUGGGAAGCUGCAUGCCAAUGUCUUGUAAUGACGACAUGGGAGCUUGAGGCGUCAGAGCGGUACAUGACAUUCCUGGAUGGCUUGUAUCAUGAGAACAAAGAUUGUCUCCUCUUCAAAGAAAUUGAUGAUGAUGUGAAUUACCUUCAAGCCAUUUAUGAUGACGACUGCAAGAUACUUCGUGCUGUCGCUGCCCAAGCAGAUGUACUCAAGAAACACUUAGGCUCAUGUGCAUUGGAAGAUGUAUUGGGUUCUAUGGGGAAGUCUUCCCAUUAUCCGCAAUUCGUCAGUAAACCCAGUCUGUCUUCUGAUACAGAUGAUAGCAUGGAUGAUGACAAGGGAACUGAUGAUGACGACGAUGAGGAAGAUGAUCGUAUCCAUGGCUAG